Messenger RNA from Dacryopinax primogenitus, 2423 nucleotides. RefSeq lists its product as uncharacterized. Lineage: Eukaryota; Fungi; Basidiomycota; Dacrymycetes; Dacrymycetales; Dacrymycetaceae. The transcript is spliced from 5 exons. The record is from RefSeq and is a predicted model, not a curated record. Bases 26 to 2362 code for a protein of 778 amino acids.
CCGUUAUCGUCCUCCUCCUAACACGAUGGAAGGAACGACACCAAGUAUGCCAUCGACACCACCCCAAAGGACCAACACGCCCUCGACGAGCUGUGUGCACGACACACCGGUAUGCGGACGCGCUACUGACAGCGUGGUAUACCAAACCGGCACGCUCCGCGAACGUCGACAGCUAGUUGCAACAACACUCGGGGAUAUACGCGAGUAUUGUAACACCAAUUGGUGGGCACAGGUCUUGCCAAAAUGGCCCAAGGAUGCCCCCAAUGAUCUCGCGGAGUCUAUCUAUGCGAAACUGGUACAAAAGGGCGAAUAUGUGGAGGAGGAGCAAAGAUGGAAGUCGUUCCCUGUUGACCCGGCACGAGACCAACGGCCCGAGACAGCAGUACACAGGGACUGGAAGCUGGUGGUCGACCAGAUCGUCCAGGCGUUGCAUUGCGUAUAUCGGCCUCAGGUCGAUGCGUUGGAGUACUGGCAACAGCCGAGCCUGGCUCCUGAGAGUCAAGUGCAAAACCUCACUCGGCCGGAUUCGUAUAUGAUCCGACUAGCCAAGAUGCUAGCUAAGAUGGCGACGGCGGAGCCUGAUGUCCCCGACGAUGGGUCUAAAACCGGAGAAACGGAGGCGUCCUCACUCGGCGUCAUGAAGAAGCUUCAGAAUCCGAAGCACUCGUGGAAGGAUAUCUGCGAGGUAGGAGAGUUCAAGAAGGUGGAUUCCACAAGCCAGAACGGCGACACUGCUGUUGAACAAGUUAUAUGGAGUAUCCACCACAUGCUGCGGGAGGAUUCAGCCCGCAGGUUCGUGUACGGGUCGACUUUCAUCGGCAGGGAGUUCAGAUCCUUCCUGGGAUCACGGAUUGGGGUUUUUGCGUCUCAGGCAGUGGAUGUCCACCAUGAUCCGAAGAGCAUCAUACAGUAUUACGUGAGGAUGAUGUGCGCCGACGACAUCAGCCUCGGGUGGGACGCGAGCAUGACGCGGAAUGAAGAGGGGCAAAUUGUGUUCAGCUUGGAGACGGGGAACAAGGCCCCGCCGCUCGUCCUGACCGCAACCAGAGAGCUGUUCAGCCAGGCGGCUGAGAACAUUCGAGGCCGGGCCACGCGUGUCUUCGAGGUGACCCGAGACUCGGAGGGAAGUGUAUUCGCUCUCAAGAUCGGCUGGAUAGAAGAGGGCCGCCUCACGGAGGGCCAAAUUAUCAAGAAUAUGAAGGAAAGUUUAAGAAAAGUGGACCCGAACGAUCAGACGCUGGAGCAGCACGUACUGGACAUCGAGGCGGAGGGAGUUGUAACAUUCCCAGAUGUUGGAGAAGAUACGACACGACUACCUCUCGGGAACAUGGAUAUAAAUGGCGACAAGUGUGCGGUAAUGCACCUGCCCAUCACCGCAUCGAUGCAACAAAUAAUCUCGCUCAGCAGCCAUCCAGGCUCGAUUGGUGGGUUCGAAGAAAAAAUGACGGGCGUGCCCUUGCGGUCAGUAAGCAAGGUGCAUCGGGAACACAGGUGGACUCUAUACAAGGCGGUGCUGAAGCCAAUCUGGCAAUUGGACGACCUGCGGGAUAUGUGUUGCGGGUUGACAGACGUCGGUAGAGCACUUUCGGCCGUUGCGAAGGCGGGGUACGUACACAGGGAUCCUAGCGCGGGGAAUGGAUACUGGGACGAGAGGAAGAAGCGAGGGUACUUGAGCGAUUUUGAGUAUGCUGUACCCUGGGAAGGGGAACGGGCGGGGCACGGCGUGCGAACGGGAACGCCUAUGUUUAUGCCGCUCGAAGUGGCCAAGGGUGCAUGGGAGUUCCCCACACCAAUUCGAGUCUCUGCCAUAUCACGGGGGGCAGCGCAGGUGCCUGAGUUUCUCGCGACGCCGCUGCAUGAUCUGGAGUCAUGGGCUUGGGUUUGGUUGUGGGCAGUAGUGCGGUUCCAGCCUGUCGGAGCAGCCGGACCGACGGAAUGCCAGAGAAUCUUGAGUAGUUUCCUGUUUAACGGCAAUCCAGCAAACAGCAGCCGAGGCACGUACAUCAGGUGGAGGGCUUGCAUGGCGGGGAAGAAGCUGUGGUCGCUCCAGGAUGAAGGUGGCAGUCCCCUGGCAUUCUCUGUCGUGGCCGACCUUGCGAAUACUCUGUUCAAAGUGGUACACGCCGAACAUCACGAGUACCAGAAGUUGUGGACACCGGACGUCUUUGCUGAGGCAUGGGAAAGUGCAUUGAACUUGUGUAUCGAAACGACGCUCCCCGGGAACAUCCCAAUCAAGCCCUGGUCGGACAAUCCCAUGCUCGGCGGGCUGGUGCAUCGUACAGAUCGAGCAGGGUCUCAACACAAACGGAAUGCUUCUCAGAGUGUCAGCCGCGAAACAGCGAAGAGAAGCAAGGGAGAGUAGGAUGAUUCUGCCUAUGCUGAGUUUUGUAGUGUCUAUAUGGAUGCUGCUAAUCGCUACAUAA